GCUAUCGCUGUAAUCAUUGUCUACGUGAAGACCGGCAUCUCGAUAGAUAUUACCGAUAAAAAACGACCAUUUCAAAAACUCUCAGAAGUACAACUUCUUGUUUUUCUUUCAGCUCUCUUGCCGACAACGUUCAUUAUAUAUAAUCGCGUUCGCAGCAGACCUUUUUUUCCUCACCCACAACCACACUCUCUCUUCAAGCCCCCUAAAAAUGAUCCGUAAUAUCGACGCCAAGGAGCUGCGCGCUCUGCUCACGAGAGAAGCAGUGUUUCUCGUCGAUGUCCGCGAGGCGUCCGAGUACCGCCGCGAACACAUCGACGGCGCGCAUCUCUUCCCCUCGUCCGAGUUCAAUCCAGGGGCGGUUCUGAAAGCCGCCGGAAAGGAAACUACCUUCUGCGUGUAUUGCGCUUCAGGCGGUCGCUCCUCCAAGGCAGGCGAGAGUCUUGCGCAGGCGAUUACGCAAGCCAGCGAUGUGGCUGGAAAUGCGAAGGUGUACAACCUUGUUGGUGGCAUGUCCGCGUGGCGCAUGGCGGGUUGUCUUGUCGUCGAGGACAAAAAAGCACCCCUUCCCAUUAUCCGGCAAGUGCAUUUGAUCGCCAGUACGCUGAUCAUUGGCGGGUCCUUGCUCUCGCGCUUCUAUCAUUGCAACUUUAUUCUUGUGCCCAUCUUUGUGGGCUGUGGCCUCUUCGUAUCCGGCGCAACCGGCUUUUGCGGAAUGGCGCUGCUCCUCCAAAAACUGCCAUACAACCGCUAA
Messenger RNA from Leptomonas pyrrhocoris, 751 nucleotides. RefSeq names its product rhodanese domain-containing protein. Lineage: Eukaryota; Euglenozoa; Kinetoplastea; Trypanosomatida; Trypanosomatidae. The record is from RefSeq and is a predicted model, not a curated record. The transcript has a single exon. Bases 209 to 751 code for a protein of 180 amino acids.